Penaeus indicus is the source of this 1661-nucleotide messenger RNA. Its product is annotated as E3 ubiquitin-protein ligase TRIM32-like. The coding region runs from base 7 to 1536 and encodes 509 amino acids. Gene Ontology annotation, molecular function: metal ion binding. The record is from RefSeq and is a predicted model, not a curated record. Lineage: Eukaryota; Metazoa; Arthropoda; Malacostraca; Decapoda; Penaeidae. The transcript has 3 exons.
GCCAGGAUGGAAGAUGUUGAGCUGGGUUGCUCGGUAUGUCAAGAGGCCUACGACGACAGCCGGGCCCGGAGUCCCCGGAACCUCGGGUGCGGCCACUCGGUCUGCACGUCCUGCGUCGAAGAAAUCAUCAGCAGGAACCGGAAAUGCCCCGAGUGCCGGCGGCCCUUCUACGCCGCGACGGCCUCCAGCCUCCCGGUCAACUACCCCCUCCUCCGACUCUCGCGCUCCCUGGCCGCUAUGCGUCUUCAGCAGCCGCAAGCAACAGCCGUAGCGACCCCAGCCUCGACGAGCGGACCCGCAGACGGCCAGCAGGAUGCAGGGGAGUGCGCCGCUCACGUCUCUCGCAUGAUCUACAGAUGCAUGACCUGCAAAGUGUGGGCUUGUCAGGACUGCCUGGUAAUGGACCACAUGCUGCCGCCUCAGGGGCACUGCGAGAUCCUCCCUGUUGAUCAAGCGCUCGAAGAGAUGAAGAAAGGCCACCUGGAGAUCAUUUCAACAACUUACCAGACGCUCCAGGGCCUCAAAAAUUACAUGGCGAGCCAAAUUUCCAUCUUGGAUUCUAAUAAGCGCUUACAUGACGAGACAAUUAACAGCUUAAGAAACAUUACUCAAGGAGAGCUUAACAUAGUGCAAGACAUCGAUACCAAAAAGAAGCAAAUAACCGACAAACUCUCUGAGGUCGACUGCUGGGUGGAGUCCCUCAGGGAAACGGAAGCAUGCAUAGUUCAAGCACAGUCCGUGCGAGAACUGGCUAACGCAAAAUUGGCGGCGAAGGACUGCGUAUCCAACGUUGAAAGUUGCAUCACGAAAGAACAAGAAAGACAUUGUCAGCUUCAACUUAUUUUGCCUCAGAUUGGAAAACAAGACCUGACUGGAGUACUACAAAUGGCGAAGUCCAUGUACGUGAUGCAUGAAGAGGGUGGGCGCCAGCGGUGGGCGAGAGUGAGCGUACAUGACUGUCUUCUGCACCUUCACGCCCUCGCAGAUAAUCCACCUCCUUCGAACUCCAUCACCUUUUCAUAUUCCAGUGUGCGUUCGCUGGUGCCGACAGAAGCAACAACCGCCUUCCUCGACCUGGGCUGGCAGGGGCAGACGCAAGGCCGCGUCUACGUGCGUAUGUUCGGCGACACCCGACGCGGCCAGCAGUUCCUCCUGCUGUGCUCCGGGGAGAAGGGCCCUUGCUACAGACUCACAAGGUUCUUCGACGCAGACCGGAUCGGCGAGCGCGGAGAGAUCAUCCGAGGCGGGGACUACGAGCACAACGACGGCACGGGCGGCGCGGCCAUCAUGGACGGGCUGCUGAGCGGGGGCGUGUACCACCGGGAGGCUGUGGCGGGGCUGGUGGUGGGCGCUCAUGCCAGCCAGGCGGAGCGACUAGGCGUUUUCGGCAUCAUCCUGACCGAAUGGCCGGGGAACAAAACAGACACGGGCUUCGGUCUUGUCACCAGUGGCCUCGGGACCUUGAAGUCCGCCGCGAGACACAAGCCAGUCACCGACGUCACCAUAGAGAACUGCGGCUUAGUGAUACCCAUUUGAUGUUUCACCGGCAAUUUUGCUCAUGCUUAUUGUCUCAUGCUUUAUAUAUACAUGCAUAUAUAUAAAUGAAUAUAUAUAUAUAUAUAUAUAUAUAUAUAUAUAUAUAUAUAUAUAUAUGUAUGUAU